AUGGCGUCCUCAACGGAGGAGGACGACCAUCAUGCGGAUGAUCCACACAAAUCAGAUUUGUGGCAACAAACGCUUCAAGCUGCAGUUGCGGCCACAUCGCAAUCGGAAGCUGCGAAAAAACGGCAGCAACAGCGUAAACCGAUGCGACAAAGUAAUGUAGUAGAGAGAAGUGAACGUUCAUUGUUGUGUCUUACACUCUCGAAUCCUCUCAGGAAGGCUUGUAUAACCAUUGUUGAAUGGAGACCCUUUGAAUGGCUAAUCUUAUUGAUGAUAUGUGCAAAUUGCAUAGCGCUGGCUGUUUAUCAGCCCUAUCCUGCUCAAGAUUCUGAUACGAAAAAUAUUAUUUUGGAGCAAAUAGAGUAUCUUUUCAUAGUUGUAUUUACAAUAGAAUGCGUAUUGAAAGUUAUUGCUCUAGGAUUUUUAUUUCAUCCUGGCGCCUACCUCAGGAACGCAUGGAAUAUACUCGAUUUCAUCAUCGUUGUUAUUGGACUGGUGAGUACGGCGUUAUCCAGGAUGAACAUUCAGGGUUUUGAUGUGAAAGCGCUUAGGGCAUUUCGAGUACUUCGUCCUUUACGUCUUGUAUCUGGAGUGCCUAGUUUACAAGUUGUAUUAAACGCAAUUCUCCGUGCUAUGAUCCCACUGCUUCAUAUCGCGCUAUUAGUCAUGUUUGUUAUUAUAAUAUACGCAAUAAUUGGACUGGAAUUAUUUUGUGGCAAACUUCAUUCAACAUGCUUUGACUUAGCAACUGGAGAGCUAGCGCAGCAUACGCCUUCAACAUGUGGUUUUGCAUCUUCAGCAUUCCACUGCCAACCAAAUGGACACUACGAAGGAGUGCAUUGGAUCUGUGCGUCAAACACAUCAUGGCAAGGACCAAAUAAUGGAAUAACGAAUUUCGACAAUUUUGGUCUAGCCAUGUUAACUGUUUUCCAAUGCGUCUCACUUGAGGGCUGGACUGACGUAAUGUACUGGGUGAACGAUGCAGUCGGUCGGGAAUGGCCGUGGAUAUAUUUUGUUACUUUAGUUAUUUUAGGUUCUUUCUUCGUGCUAAACUUGGUGCUUGGUGUACUUUCCGGAGAAUUUUCCAAAGAAAGAGAAAAAGCAAGGGCUCGUGGUCUUUUUCAGAAAUUUCGAGAAAAGCAGCAACUUGAAGAAGAUUUGAAAGGAUAUUUGGAUUGGAUUAAUCAAGCGGAAGAUAUCGAACCCGUUAAUGAUGAUGAACAGGAGGAUGAGCAACAAUUCAACGGUGAAGAGCUUGAUGAAGAAGCCGAUGAGAAAACAGAUGAUUCAAGACCUUCGUGGUGGAAGAAAAGACUACGAAGAAUGCAGAAAUUGAAUCGGCGAUGUCGACGUGGUUGUCGAAGGCUAGUAAAGUCGCAAACAUUUUACUGGCUUGUGAUCGUUCUAGUAUUGCUCAAUACGCUCGUUCUAACCACCGAGCACUACAAGCAAGAACCAUGGCUUGACCAUUUCCAAACAGUGGCAAAUUUAUUUUUUGUUAUAUUGUUUUCAAUGGAAAUGAUUUUGAAAAUGUAUUCACUUGGUCUAACGACUUACACAACGUCACAGUUUAACAGAUUUGAUUGUUUCGUUGUCAUAAGUUCUAUCAUCGAAUUUGUUCUCGUCUAUUUUGAUUUGAUGAAGCCGUUGGGUGUUUCUGUACUGCGCUCAGCUCGUCUUCUUAGAAUAUUCAAAGUUACCAAGUACUGGACCUCGUUGCGCAACCUUGUUUCCUCUCUGCUCAAUUCUCUUCGCUCUAUUAUGUCACUUCUGCUACUUCUUUUUCUAUUUAUUGUUAUUUUCGCUUUACUUGGAAUGCAGGUAUUUGGUGGUAAGUUUAAUUUCAAUCCAAUGAAUCCUAAACCACGUGCAAACUUCGACACUUUUAUCCAGUCGUUAUUGACUGUGUUUCAGAUUCUAACUGGUGAAGACUGGAAUACAGUGAUGUACAAUGGUAUCGCAUCAUUUGGCGGUGUUGGCUCAUGGGGGGUGCUUGUUUCCGUUUAUUUCAUUGUUUUAUUCAUUUGUGGUAAUUACAUAUUGCUCAACGUCUUCCUUGCCAUCGCGGUUGACAACUUAGCCGACGCAGACAGCUUAACAAAUGCUGAGAAAGAAGAAGAACAAGCAGAAGUUGAAGAAGAAGUGGCAGAAGAUGAUUAUGAAGAUGAAAAGUAUGAUGAAAAUGGUAAUGAGGAGACGAGGGACGAUAGCAGAAUAGUUAUGGAAGAAGAAGAGGAAGGCGGUGAAAUAAUAACUGCACGACCGCGUCGGAUGUCCGAAUUGGUUACUGCCAAACAACAGAAGCCUAUCCCAAAAGCUUCAUCAUUGUUCAUUCUUUCUCAUACAAAUCCUUUUCGGGUAUUUUGUAACAAAAUUGUCAAUCACUCCUACUUCACAAACAGUGUGUUGAUAUGCAUUCUUGUUUCCAGUGCAAUGCUUGCAGCAGAAGAUCCUCUGGAAGCGCAGUCACCUCGUAACACAAUUUUGAAUUAUUUCGACUACUUUUUCACCACGGUGUUCACUGUUGAAAUAACGCUGAAGGUGGUUGUUUAUGGAUUGAUGUUUCACAAAGGUUCAUUUUGUCGGAAUGCGUUCAAUCUGCUGGAUAUUCUUGUUGUCGCUGUGUCUCUUGUAUCUUUUGUCCUCAAAUCAGACGCUAUUUCUGUUGUUAAAAUCCUUCGAGUUCUGCGGGUGUUGAGGCCAUUGAGGGCAAUCAAUCGAGCCAAAGGCCUUAAGCAUGUUGUACAAUGUGUUAUUGUUGCGGUAAAAACGAUCGGAAACAUCAUGUUAGUCACAUUCAUGCUGCAGUUCAUGUUUGCUAUUAUUGGUGUACAACUAUUCAAGGGUACUUUCUUCCGUUGCACUGACGAAUCGAAGAUGACUGAAUAUGAAUGCCGAGGUGAGUUUCUGGCCUAUGAAGAUGGUGAUCCAAUGAAACCUCUGCGAAUGAGACGUGAAUGGAUUAAGAAUGAUUUCAAUUUCGAUAAUGUUGGUGAUGCUAUGAUUUCGCUAUUUGUUGUUUCCACCUUUGAAGGUUGGCCUGAUCUGCUGUAUGUGGCUAUAAACUCCAACGAAGAAGACCAUGGCCCAGUGUACAAUGCUCGUCAAGCACGUAAAUGUAUUGAAUUUGCAUUAAAAGCAAAACCACAUCGGCGAUAUAUACCUCGCAAUCGUUUCCAAUAUCGUGUUUGGUGGUUCGUAACGUCACAGUUCUUUGAAUAUGUCAUAUUCAUCAUCAUCUUACUAAACACGACUACGCUGGCAAUGAAACAUUAUCCUCCAGAUCCUGGCAUGGACCACGUACUUGAUGUGCUCAAUCUUAUUUUUACGGGAGUUUUCGCACUUGAAGCACUAUUUAAAAUCAUCGCUUUAAAUCCCAAAAAUUACUUUGGUGACAGGUGGAAUGCAUUUGAUUUUGUUAUCGUAUUAGGUUCAUUUAUUGAUAUUAUUUACGGGAAGCUCUCGCCUGGCUCAAAUAUCAUAAGCAUUAAUUUUUUUCGCCUUUUCCGUGUGAUGCGAUUAGUGAAAUUGCUGAGUAGAGGAGAAGGGAUCCGAACAUUAUUGUGGACUUUUAUGAAAAGUUUUCAGGCGCUCCCAUACGUUGCCCUUCUAAUUGUUUUGUUGUUUUUCAUUUAUGCUGUCAUUGGGAUGCAGGUAUUUGGGAAAGUGGCAUUAAAUGAUGAGACGCAUAUUCAUCGCAACAACAACUUUCAUACAUUUCCUGCUGCUGUGCUUGUCCUUUUCGGUAUCUUCUUAUCGGCAACCGGUGAAGCGUGGCAAGAAAUAAUGCUUUCUUGUUCGGAUAGAGAUGAAGUGAAAUGUGAUCCGGCUAGUGAUGAUUAUAAACAGAACCCAGAUGCGAAAUGCGGAGUGGACUUUGCCUACCCAUAUUUCAUCUCCUUCUUCAUGCUGUGUUCCUUCCUGGUCAUAAAUUUGUUUGUGGCAGUUAUUAUGGACAACUUCGACUAUUUAACUCGGGAUUGGAGUAUCCUUGGACCACAUCAUCUAGAAGAAUUUGUCCGAUUAUGGUCGGAAUAUGAUCCAGAUGCAAAGGGACGUAUAAAGCACUUGGAUGUUGUUACUUUGCUACGUAAAAUUUCACCACCAUUAGGUUUUGGCAAACUUUGUCCACACCGACUUGCUUGCAAGCGUUUGGUGUCAAUGAACAUGCCACUGAAUUCAGAUGGCACAGUGUGUUUCAAUGCAACACUGUUUGCUCUGGUACGAACAAAUUUAAAAAUUUACACGGAAGGAAAUAUAGAUGAAGUGAAUGAACAAUUACGAUCAGCUAUUCGUCGAAUUUGGAAGCGUACCCCACAGAAAAUGCUGGAUGAAGUGGUGCCACCUGCGGGAAGAGACGAUGAUGUUACAGUUGGAAAAUUUUAUGCCACUUUUUUGAUUCAGGAUUAUUUUCGUAGGUUUAAAAAAAGAAAGGAACUGGAAUCCAAAGGUGUUGUACCGCAGCAGACCUCACAGGCAAUGGCCUUACAAGCAGGCUUACGAACGCUGCAUGAAAUUGGACCAGAAUUGAAGCGGGCAAUUUCCGGCAACUUGGAGACUGAUUUCACACUAGAUAUCGAAGAACCUCAGCACAGACGUCCGCACUCACUUUUUAACAACAUCAUUUCUGCACUUGGUGGUUCGGCACGAGCCAAUCAGGUCUACCGUGAAGAUCGAACGACUCGAUCACUUCCAAUGACUGCCAACAAUCAACUGUCGCCAACACGUUCAUUGUACGGUAAUGACAUGAUAUCAUCGACAACCCAUGGUCACGUAACUAUUAACUGUUCAAUCAAUACACCACCUUCGGCACGUUCCAACGGUGGUGUUCUGCAGCGACGUCUACCUCAAAUACCUUCUCCAAAUGUAUCCUUUAGUCAGAAAUUAUUGGAAAAUGAUUUCCUGAAAGUUUCACGAUUGCCUCUUAACGCCGAACGCCAUUAUAUACUGGCCAACAGAAGCAUGCCUUUGGAUACAGAUGAAGAAGAGGAAUGGUGUGAUAGGAGAGAUACAAAUAGACUACGAAAUGAUGAGACGUGGACAAACGAUGGUCGGCCGGGAAAAGGCUUAAGGAAACCUUUUAUGCUAGCAAGAAAUCAAGCAAUGGCCAUUGCUGGUGUGCCAGCCGAUAUAAGUGAAGCUUUUGAGGGUACAUACAGACCAGCACCAGAUGGGAAAUCGGUACGAUUACCUCUUUCGAACAGGCCAGUAUUAAGGCCACCAGCUGGAAAUGAAGAGGGUUUAACCGAACGUCUUGUUGGUGAAGCUUUGGCACUAGGUAGGUAUAUGGAUGAGCGUGUUGUUGAAGCGGCGCGAAGAGAAAUUGCAGAAGCCUAUUCACUAGAAGAAUCCGAGCUUGAAAGUGCAGCGGCAACACUGGCAGAUGCACGGUACAUGGAGCACCUUGGUAUGGAGCGUUGCGAAGUACGAGACUUCAACAGAUAUUCUGCGCGUGCCCUUUUGAGACCCGCACCGUCACAAGAAGCUCCUGAAGACGAUCUCUUUGUUACAACAUUAUAA
Molecule: messenger RNA, 5517 nt
Organism: Loa loa (African eye worm)
Lineage: Eukaryota; Metazoa; Nematoda; Chromadorea; Rhabditida; Onchocercidae
Product: voltage-gated calcium channel
Exons: 39
Coding region: 1-5517 (1838 amino acids)
Biological process (GO): calcium ion import across plasma membrane
Cellular component (GO): voltage-gated calcium channel complex; membrane
Molecular function (GO): high voltage-gated calcium channel activity
Source: RefSeq, a predicted model, not a curated record